GGGAACAAACCAACGGCGGGAAAGCUCAUUUGCAGGCGGUGUUGAAAGAAAAGGGAAUCUGACACUGUAGCAAGGCCAGGAAGAGGUACUGAGAUGGCAUUUCCAGCAGCAGGAAGAUUGACAAGUCCAUCGAAUCGCAGAGCUACAACAUUUCAGUUGAGACCACAAAGCAUUGAUUCUUCGAAGCAGAAGAUACUGAGCCAGAACAGGGCGUUAGCGAAGAAGAAUUCGGUAUUGAUGACGAAGAUUGCUGACUUAGAGACGAAGAUCUCUGAUUUGAUUCAACAAAACAUUGAGCUUCGGGCACUGAAUGCCAAAAACGAGGAUCAAAAGAGAAGGUGCUUAGAGGACAAGUUGAAUGUGAUUGAAGCUGGUGUGAGCCAAAGGUUUGAGGAGAUGUUUCAGAUGUUUGCAACUAUCAGAAACAAUGAGGGUCUCUCCGAAUCGAAGAUGAUCGCUGCACUGCCAGGUAUAAAUGUGAAUGACAUCACGUUGUCGUCAGCCUCUGAAAAGACGGUGUCGUUUGUUUCGAAUGUUAAAGCUAGUGAGGAUCAAACAGAAGAGGGUAAUAAACUUUCCAGGGAGAAGAGAAGACGCAAAAGCGCUAGAAGAGAGUCCAUAUAUAUCCCACCACCGUCACCACCAAGGGUUACUGAAGAAGAGGAAGCCAUGACAACGUUGUUGACGACAAGUAAUACAGUAACGACGACAACAACAACAACAACAGCAGCAGCAGCAGUGGCAGCUUCAAUCCCUAUUGAUUUUGAGGAGCCGAACCCUUUCCAUAAUAAACCUGUGGAUACUGUGGAAUCCAAGAAUUUAAGCGAUCUUGAUGAAGGCCAUGGGGAACUCGCACGCUCCGUAAUUCUUUCUCCAAUAAAGACAAGUACCUCUUCACCUAGUGUCAGGGAAACCUCAAAGAAGAGUAUGUUUGAAGUAUAUGAGGAUUCACCUGAGCCUAUGGAUAUCCUAAAGAAUCAAGGUGAAGGCGAGGAUGACAUUCAGCAGAAAAUCCAAAGAUUAGCCGAUGAAUCUGUAAGACCAACUAGCUUUGGAAAGAUUCUUCCAUCUACGCUACUCGAUGGUGAUGAAUCGACAAAUUCAGAAAUUACCGAUGAAUAUAAACCUUUGGAACAAGACGCCACGAAGAUUAAACAUACAAAGACCAAAAGGAAGUCAAGAACCUCGGUUGAUGAGAAAAUGCCUACACUAGUGGUUGACAAUGACGAUCUGUUAUCUACUAGAAAAUCCAGAACGAGAGGUAAACAAAUUAGCUACGCAGAACCUUCCCUUAGAGUCAAGAUGAGAAGGCAAUCCGAGAAGUUCGUCGAUGCUGUCGCUGACGGUGGCUUUGUCAAACCACCCCAGAAGUCUUUGAGUGCCGAACCAGAAGAUAUCUCAAGGCCAGAAGAGACAAAACCUACAGAAGAGAUUGCUGCUCAAGAACAGGCUUCCAAACACGAUGAAAAUGGAAAGGAAAAGAGAGCGAGACCACUGAUUGAACAGGAUAACUCAAACAUUACAAAGAGACGCAGACCUUUGAGUAGUAUUACCCAGAAUAAGAUUCAAAAGGUUGUUGACAGUGACAAGCUAAGACAGCACAAGAGGUUUGAACUGAGUGACGAUGAAUUGUCCGUAUUUGACUUAGUUGAAGAAUCUGCAGUCGGAGUUCCAAAGACCUUCAAAAAACCUGACUUGGGGUCUGCAAAGAAGAAGAAUCCAAGACGUCAUAGUAUGUUAGUGUAAAGUAUCUAC
Williopsis jadinii is the source of this 1755-nucleotide messenger RNA. RefSeq names its product Sgo1p (gene SGO1). Gene Ontology annotation, cellular component: nucleus; chromosome, centromeric region. The record is from RefSeq and is a predicted model, not a curated record. The transcript has a single exon. The coding region runs from base 94 to 1746 and encodes 550 amino acids. Gene Ontology annotation, biological process: meiotic chromosome segregation. Lineage: Eukaryota; Fungi; Ascomycota; Saccharomycetes; Phaffomycetales; Wickerhamomycetaceae.